AGUCACAAGAAGGAAGUGUAUUAAAGCAAUGUGUGCAUAUACCUAUAUUCACGGACAUCCUCCAUCAACUACUCAGAAACAUGACAUCCUUAUACUAUUUAUUGUUUGGAAUUGUGUGCUUUCUUCCCAAGAUGGCUGCACAAGGUGAUCCUGAACUGACUAUACUUCUGUCGAACUGGAAUCCCGGGCGAAUAUUUCAGUUCAAGUUCCCAGUAUCGACCAUACAAAGUGUAUCCGUAAUCAACCCUGUGGCCAUCGACUAUGACCCUGUAGAGAACACGCUGUACUGGACAAAUGAUCAGCUCAAGCAUAUAAGCGUCACAAACCUCGCCACAGGCACAUCUCGGAUCAUCCUGUCUUUGAAUUCAAGUGCAGUUCCUGACGGGAUCUCCGUCGAUUCAUCUGCAAGAAAAAUAUUUUACACGGACUCUGGAAAUGACAUAAUCGCUGUCAGGACAUGAAUAGCAGUAACCACGAAAUCAUCCUCACACAGGAUCUUGACGAGCCCAGGGACAUUGUUGUUCAUGAGGCAAGAAGGAGGAUGUACUGGACAGACAGGGGAGCAAGUCCUCACAUUUCCACAGCUAAUUAUGACGGAACUAACAUAAGAAAAAUAGUCUCAACCGGUCUGACGUGGCCAAAUGGGUUUACAAUUGACAAGAAAAAUGGAAUUCUGUACUGGUGCGACGCCAAGACUCACACGGUAGAGUCCGUGUCUGUCGAUGGAGCACAGAGAAAAAUACUGGUGUAUGAACCUGAUGCUCACUACUUCAGGAUAACCUACCAUGAUGGAGCACUCUAUUUCACCGAUUGGAGUAGAAGGGCAGUUCUCAACAUGCCUGCUACAGGAGGCAUUGUUGGACUCAUGACCAUAGGUCCUUUUACACAGCUUGCUGGCAUCCGUGUCUUUUCAAACAGAAAUUCCACAGGAUGUCCUUCGGGCCAGUACGGCGAGGACUGUAGAGAUUGUGGAAACUGCCAGAAAAGAUCCGUCUGUGAAAAGACUACUGGCUGGUGCAUCGGUGGAUGUGCCACUGGUUACCAAGGGAACAACUGCUCGCAAAUUUGUUCUUCCGGAACCUACGGCGAAAGGUGUGCGUUGACGUGCGGCAACUGCACGGAAACAACAUGUAAUCAUGUCAAUGGUACCUGUCCGCUGGGGUGUAACGCCGGAUGGACUGGACACGACUGUAAAACAGCGUUGCCAAGAUGCCCGACCAAUACCUAUGGUCCCGGGUGUUCUGCCUGUGGGAAGUGUGCUGGAGGUGUCUCUUGUAACACAGUGUCAGGCGUAUGUCCAGCUGGAUGUGAGCUAGGUUGGAAAGGGGACACCUGUGAGAUAGCGUGUCUUCCGAAUACCUACGACGCCUCCUGUGACUCCUGUGGUCAGUGUGCAGCUGCUGUACCCUGUGACAAUAGCUCCGGAGUCUGUCCGGCUGGUUGUCAAGAUGGCUGGACAGGCUCCCUGUGCAAAACAAGUAGGUAAACAUACUUGUAAAGGUCAAUUGUGU
Molecule: messenger RNA, 1511 nt
Organism: Haliotis rubra (blacklip abalone)
Lineage: Eukaryota; Metazoa; Mollusca; Gastropoda; Lepetellida; Haliotidae
Product: multiple epidermal growth factor-like domains protein 11
Exons: 10
Coding region: 458-1486 (342 amino acids)
Source: RefSeq, a predicted model, not a curated record